Messenger RNA from Aphis gossypii (cotton aphid), 7487 nucleotides. RefSeq names its product serine/arginine repetitive matrix protein 1-like. Lineage: Eukaryota; Metazoa; Arthropoda; Insecta; Hemiptera; Aphididae. The transcript is spliced from 9 exons. Bases 298 to 2937 code for a protein of 879 amino acids. The record is from RefSeq and is a predicted model, not a curated record.
AUACCCUAUGUUUAUGUGCAUGUAUUGUGUAAACUAGUGUACAAUACCACAAUAUGUUUAUUUGUAAAUUUAUAAUUUUGUAUUGACUUUUAAUUUUUGUUUAGUCCUGGGCUGAUAUACGGGAAUUCGUGUAAAAAACUAAUAAGUCUACGUUCUUAAUUGUUUUUUAUUCGUGAUCGUGUAUCGUGAAAAUUGUAUCUUUUAGUAAUAUGUUUCAAUCGUUUUAGUUUCUUAUUUGUAUUUAGUAUAAUAUUCAUCAACAUUUAUUGAAGAGGAUAUCUAAGUAAAAAAAAAAAAAUGGAUUAUAAUAGUAUCGAUGAAGAUGAUGUUGAAAAAUUACGACUAGCUGCGCUUAUGACAUUCAAAAAAAAAUCUAAUUUGCCAAUAAAUGCAAUAAGUAGUACAUCUGGAGAAUUUAAUACAUUUUCAAAUGGUAAUUCCUAUAAUAAUCCUGCAAGGAAUAAUAACAGAGGACGCUUUCCAGCGCCAAAUAGACUAUAUAAUAAACGCACUUAUACUAAUGUUGGUUUUCGAAGACCAACACAUGCAAACAACAAUUUAAUUGCUAUAAUACCAAUGGAUAGUGAAGGUGAUUCAAUAAAUGAUUCAGCAUCCAAGAAUUUACCUAAAAAUAUUAAUUCAAAAGAUACAACUACUUCUGAUACCACCAAAUUAACCAAUUUUCAAAACUUAAAUAAUGAAGUUUCUACAAAAUUUAGCAGAUUAAACAAUGAAUCUGGUUCUGAAGAGAGUGAUGAUAGUGAAGCAGAAGAAGAUGGUAAAGAAGAUUCAGAUGAUGGAGAUGUCUUAUUACUGGGUGAAGAAGAUGAAGAUUUGGACGAUCUUGAUAAAUUAAUGGAUAUUAUGGAAGCUGAAAUUGCUGGUGGAGACGUGAAAUCAAAUAAAAAAGAAAAGAAAAGUGUAAAACAAAAAAAUAAAAAAGAUAAGGGUUCUGUUAAAAAUAAAUUAAAUUCUAAAACUAAAAUAGAUGAACCUCCUAUACUUAUUAAUCAACCCAAGAUUAUUGAAGAUUCAAUACCUCAGCUAAAUCCACCUGAAGAAGAAUUAGAAUCUAUAAAAACUUUAGAAGAAAUAAGAAACGCUUCAUCACAAUCAAGUUUAUUGAAAUCACGUAUACCUUUGAGAUCUCCAUCACCACCUAUUAGAAAAAGAUCAAUAUCUCCUUAUAGUAAACUUCAAAAAAGGUCACCAUUGUCAAGAUCACCACGAAGAAGAUCUCCUUCUCUUGACAGAUAUAGAUAUUCACCAUUACGAUCAAGGCUUUAUCGUAGAUCAUUGUCACCUAGAAGAUCACCUAGACGGAUGUCACCACUAAGAGAAAAAAAUCUUUCACCGAGAAGGUAUUCACCUCUUAAAUCUCGUUAUCCUUAUCGUUCACCAUCUCCAAGAAGAAGACGUAGAUCUUUAUCACGGGAUAUAUCGCCUAGUAGAAGACGGUUAUCACCAUUAAGAAGAAGAAGUAGAUCCCCCCCUAAAAUAAAAUCAAAAUCAAGAUCACCUAAAAUAAGACCAGCUGUUAGAAGAAGAUCACCUAGUCCAUUAAAAAAAGUUAUGAGGUCAAGACCAAUAUCUCCUCUGAAUAUUCGGCGUAAAGAUAGUAAAAAUAUAGAUGACGAUCAUUUAAAGAAAAGAGAAAAGGUUAAAACUAUUGAUAAUCAUGUGGAAUCAAGACUAAUAGAUCCAGUUUUAGAAGCAAGAAAAAGAAAAUUUGAAUCUAAUAAGCCUAUAGAACCAUCCAGUAAAAAAAUUAUUUUAAAAAAAACCAAUUCAGUUCAAGUAGCAAUUCAAACUGAAAGUAAAGAAACUCAAAAUGAAAAGAAAGAAUCAGAAAUAAAACCAAAAACUAGCCAUUUAGCAAAGAAAGUAAAAAAAGCCACACAUUCCUUCCAGGUUCCAAAAAAUAUUAGCAUAAAAAUGAAUAAUGAUUUGGAAAAUGUACAUCUAAGAAGAGUUAUAAAAGUAAAUACUCCUUCAGAAAAAAUUUGUAAUAAAAAGCGACCUAGAAUUGUGUUUGGACAUGAAGAAAAAAAUGAGACACUUGUUGAAGAAGCUGAUAAGUUUGAUCAACAUGUUGAGAAUAUUCCUAAAUCAAAUACCACUGUAACAAAAGUAUUGCAUUCUGAAGCAGUUGAAGUAUCAAGUACAUCAGAAGAAGAAUUAUCAGAAGAAGAAAUAUCUGAGGAAGAAGUAUCAGAAGAAAAUGUAGAUGAAGAAAGUGAAAAAGAAGAUGGACAAGAUUCCAGUGAUAGUUGUGAGGAAUAUAUUGAAGAAGAAGAAGACGAAGAAGAAGAAGAAGAGCUUGAAGAACUUCCACAAGGAGUCAAUGAUAAAAAGGAAUCCUUGCAGCAUAAUGACACAGUUGAUCUUAGAACAGAACUAAAACGAAGAAGAGCUCUUCGAUUAAAUAUGAUUCAAGUGGAAGUUAAAAAAAAACCAGAAUCAUUUUAUCCUGCGCGGUUAUUACAAUCAGCUAUAAGAGGCGUUGUUGGUUCAAGCAGUACUAAUGAAGUUAAAAGAAAAAAACAUUCUAAAAUUCCAGAAAUGAGUAUAAAAACUGAAAAUAAUUCAGAUGGUCGAAGAGUAAUUGUAAUGAACCGAGACAACACAAGGAUUGACAAUGUUCAUGAAGAUUAUAAUGAUGCAGUAGAAUCAUAUGCAAGUGUCAAACGUCUAAAGGGUAAAUUAAAGAAAGCAUCAGUACGUAUGAGGACAACAGGUGUUAACAAUGAUAACACAAAUCAAAAAGGACUAAGGAAGAUCAUAAAGCGUAACAUUAAUGUUACAGAUUUCGAUCAGGUAUUUGAUGUCCUAAUCACAUGCAUUUUUAUCCUCUUGGUUAAUUUAUUAUAUUACCACCAUUUUGUUUCCACUUUACUUUUGUGGUGUUCUCCAAAAUUCAAAUUAAUUGUAGUUUAGUUUAUUCUUUCUGGUUCAUAAUAGAAAUUAAUUCAUUUUUAUUCUUAGAUUUAUAUUAUUUACAUUCCAAUCUUUAAAAAUUAUAAUAUAUUUUAAUUCUUGACGAAUGCAAGGUAUUUAAAUAUUUAUUUUUUAUUGAUAUAAAAAUAUGAAUUUGGGACACUAAUAAGUGUGUUUUAUUUUUUAUUCAGUUAAGAUAAUAAGAUACUGAGAAAUUAUUGUGAUUACCAUUGUGUCAACUUUAUAAUCCAGUAUGAUAUUUAACAUUUUUACCCUUAAAUAUAACAUUACAUAACAUAAAUUAAUUUCAUAAAAUAACAUGUAAAAUUUUUAAUUUAGAAGUGUUAAUUAAAUUGCCUGAUAUACUAUACUUUUUUCUUUUAAUUCCCCAAUAUACCUAUAUCUAUCUAAUCUGAGCAAUUAUGACUUGAAGUAAACAUAUUCACAUGGUUUGUUUAACAGAGUUAUCAUAUUCUAAAAUGUCAAUUAUUAUUGGUAUCUGAUAGAAAACUUCAAAAAAAUUUAAAUGUUAUUGAUUUCCGUUGUGCAUACACCAUGUUUAAUGUUUAUUCAAUGUUAAAGACAAACAAACACUUAUUAAUAAAAAUUAAAUUCUCUCUAGUAUUUUUGGACAAUUUUUUUAUAAUAUUAAGUAUUUUCAAUAGAUUUUUUUCGUAUAAAAUUUUUAUAACUUAUAUUAAUAAUAUAUGUUCACUUGUAUUCAAAUUGUAUGUGAAAUAUUUAAUUAUUUAUAAAUUUAAAAAAAAAAAUAGUUUACUUAGACCUACCAAACUAAAGACUGAUAAUUUAUUUUAUUAUACAUAACAUCAACCAGCUUUUAUUGAUUUAAAGUACUUUUAAUCUUCAAUGUCUUUAAAUUGACAUUAAUUUUUCAUUGUGUGACUAAGAAUUAUGGACUUAAUGAUAAAUAAAAAUUACAUUUUUAAUUUCGUAUAGUCUUAAACUUAUGUAUUAUGUUUUAUAGAUUUCAAGUAUACUAUAUUUUUAUGUUUCAUGUGUUACUUCUAUUUUUAUUUUUAAUAUAUCUUGAGUACAAAAAUAGUAGCACAUAAUUGCAAUAUUACAUUUUUCUUUUACUUAUGCUAGUGUUUUAUUUUACAUGCUAAAGAUUAUUCAAUUAUUUAACUAUUUAGUACUUUUAUAUGAUAGUAUUUAAAUAUUAAUUAUAACUACUUUGACUGGUCUAUUUAUAAUUCUGUUCCUAUAGAUCAUUAACAUUAUUUUAUAUACAUUAUGUUAAUAGUUAUUUAUGGAAAAAAUCCUAUAAAUUAUAUUUACUAUGCUUAGUUUUUAAUAUUUAAUUAUUCUUCCAAAUGUCUUGUUUAAAUAACAAUUUAUUUUUAAGUGAAUAAUGAACAUAAUAUUAUAGUUAUUUAGUUUGUGAUAUUAAAUGUAUAAUGGAACGGAGUGAAUGUUUUAUUUAGUAAAUUUGUUUUCAAUGUAAAAUAAACAAUUUUAAUUAAAAAAUUAGAAAAAUAAUAAUUGCGAAAUAGUCAUAUCAUGUUACUCAAGUGUUGCUUGCUAAGAUUAGAUAAGACCUUAAAAAAUGUAAUUUGAUGAGCAAGUAUUUACAUUUAAUAGUAUAAAUUUAUAAAAUAGAGUGAAACUUCAUAAGAAAUUACUAUUUUAAAGUCCAUAUAACAAACAAAAAACCUACUACUUAGGCAAAUAAAUUAAUAAUAAAUCAUAAAAUAUUCUAAUAAAAUAAAUAUAGUUCAUAUUCUUUUUAUAUCAUAAUAUACAUAUGGUAAACUUCAUUUUAAUUGUCUAAACACUAGCUAGAUUGGUUUCCAUCAUUAACAACAACUGAACUAAACCUGUGUUUCCACUACACUGUGUCAAAAGAUUAGUUGAAAAUACUUUAUUUAGAAUUAAUGAAUUAGCAACAUAAUAAGUACAUAGAACACAAUACGACACAGUAUAGUGUAAACUUGACAUUAUAUUGGCUUGUGUUGUCACCGUUUUGGUAACGCAUAACAUAAAAGAUGUUACAUUUAAAAAAGAUAAUCAAUCUUUAUAAAAGAGUUAAUUAAAAUAUUAUCUAGAGCACCCUAGUUUUUUUAUAUACAUAUAAAUUUCAAAAAUAAAUUAUCAACAAUAAUAUUAAAAAUAACAAGGGUAAAACGGAUUCUUCUAAACUUUAAACUUGCCAUGUGACAAGUUAGAGAUAAUGCUUGUACAAAAAAUGGAAUCUUAAUAAUUAUAAUUGUAUAAUGCAGUAAAAAUUAUUCUUUUAAAAAAGUUGCCCCCAUGCAUUCUUUUGUCCUUAAAAAAUACCAUUUCUUAUACAAUAUGAUUUUUUAAAACUUAUCUCGUUAUUUAAUGACUGUGGACAUUGUUAGCUACCAACUUGAUAUACCGUUUCACCCGUUCACACUAUUACUUUGUUUUUGCAUAUUGUUCUCUUUCUGCUCAUCCUGUAGGGGUCCUAGCUAACCCGAAAAAUAUUGAUUUGUCCAAAUUUCAGCAAAUAAAUAUGUAUGGAUGCAAAAUCAUACUAAAAUCACUCUCAGUUCUUCCUGAAAUGUUCAAUUUUCUAUAUUACUUUUCCAAUAUUUCAUUCCUUAUUACGAACAUUAAAAAAAAAAAACCCAAUCAUUAUAUCUGUUAUCAAGUAAUGCACUUACCAACAAACAACAUUCCAUAUACUAUACUGAUAUAUAUUGAUAGAUAUAUAAUUCUUAAAAAAUAAAAUCACCUAUGUCUUCAAUUUAAUUGAUUAGAUAUUGUAGAAAACAAUCUUAACUCCAAUAAUUUAUUUAUUGCAUAAACUUUGAUUCAUUAAAUAAAUAUUUUAAAUCAUUGGACAUUUUAAAUCAACUUUGUAAUUUUUAAAAUAUUUUUUGAUACAAAAACAAAUAAUAUUAUAUUAUUUAUGGUAUUUUAUAGUGUUGUGUAAUUGGGUUUAUAUCUAUUGUACUAACAUCAAACAAACAAUAUAAAUUUUGUUUUUAUUAUAUACGUGAAAUUAUGUGAUAAUAGUUAAUAACAAAUUAUGUUACUUUUAUAAUUAUACAUAUCUUUUGUAAAUAACUAAAUAUGUAUGUCCAUUUUACAAAACAAAGUCUAUGUAUGUUAAAUAAUAGUUAUUUUAACUUUAAAAUUUAUUUUUAAUACAUAUAUUUUAGAAUUGUUUGUUCUAAGAAUGUCAUAUAUCAUUUAUUACUAUUAAUUGAUUGAUUUCCUGUCAUAAAAAAAUAUUAUAAUUCCAAUUCUAAUUUAAUACCUAUCGGCUAUCAGUUGUAAUAUAAAAUGAAAUGUAAUAUUUUGAAAAACAAUUUAAUUUAUAUUUAUUAUUUAUUAGUCAUAUUAACUUUUAUAAAUGUUAUUAUAUUUUAUUUAAUAUAAGUAAUUACUAUAUUAUAUUUGUUGUGAUUACUUAAGAAUUAUUACAAUUUACUAUAAUAUUAUUAUACCAUUUUCGUUUGCCCUAUUUUUUAUGUUUUAAUAUUAAUUUUCACCAAUUAUUUUUUAAUUAGUAACUCUAGCUUUUAAUUUGUCUUAUGAGAUUUAAGUGUAAAGAUUACAUGUUAAUGUACAUAGAUUACAUGCUGUAAUUGAUCAUUUUAAUAUUUAUUUAGCAAUUAUAUUCUAAUUAAUAGGGCUUACAAAUAUGGAUUAUGUUUUUAUUUUGUAAAACGGACAUUUUGUAAAUUACAAAUUGUAUUGUAGUUAUUUGUAUUUUGUUCACUCCGUUUCGUGAUUGUUAAACCGUUUUCAAAUUUGUAAUGUAUUGAGUAAGUGAUCCGAAUGUUGUCAAUUUUUAACCGAAAUAUGAAUUUUUAUAUUUUGUCACAGAUGUAGGUAUCCAAAAGCAUUUUCUACAACAAAACAACACCAGCGGCAUUUUAUUAUUAUAAAAAAAAAUUAACAUUUUCAACUUGGAUGACUAUCAACUUGUGACCACUUUAAAUGUUUUGUUGUUGCAUAUAAAUGUUUAUAUUAUUAUUAUUAUUAUGUAUACAAUUUUCAUACAUAUUUCGUGUAUUUGUUAUUUUUGUUUGUAAUUAGUUAUUAUAUACCUUUGUAAUUACGUUUACCAACUGUAAACUUGUAAAUUUUUUAAGCAUUUGACAAAUUACAAAUGUUAUUUAAUGUAAUAGAAAAUUAUUGUUUUAUAUUUGAAUUAUAUAUAUAUAAUAUGUAUACACACAUACAUACAUACAUACAUACAUACAUACACGUAGGUGCUUAUUUUUUUAUGCCUAUUUUUGUUUCUUUUUUUAUAGAAUUGUAUGAAUUGUAUUAUUAUGGUAGCCUAAUGCUUUUAAAAUUAAUUCCAAAGCUGUUAAGUAUAAUAGAGUAUAACUUUAAAUGAUUAUUGUCCUUAUUUUCUAGUUUUUUUUUUUUUAAUCAUUGAACAAUGAAUACUUGUAAAUAUACUUGUAAUUAUUAUGUGACCUAAAGAAUCAUUUUAAUUAUUUCAAUAUAAUGCGUGUAAUGAGAUUAUAAGUAAAUGUCUGUGAUUAUUUUUCAUAUAUAGUUGUAAGAAAUUAAUACAUAAAUUAAACAAUUUAUUAUGAUCAUCA